GGUCCCUCACACCACAGAUGGACUCAUGUCAAGUUGCGUGCAUUAAAGUAAUCCUGCUAAAGUAAUGACACACCCGUCUUUCAACUCGUGUGUUGAAACCCUCUAACUGUAGCAACCAACACACUCCACAGGCAGGAGGCCCCGGACCUCAGUCCUCAGCCUGCAGCCUUCAGACGGAGCAACAUGGAGACGUUUGCCCCCAAACUCAGCGAAGCUCUGCUGACACCUGAUCCACAUUAUAUUCCGGGGUAUUCAGGGUAUUGCCCACAGCUGAAGUUUCACAUGGGGAAGACUUACAGCCAGCACACGGCCGAGCUGCUGAGCAGUCCUGAUGUGAAACACUCCAGUCGCCUGGUCCUCCACACGGCUCCGUCUCCUUCCACUGACACAGCUGCUCUGACACUGAGAGGCAUCCCCAACGGUAACCUGAAGAAGGUGAUACCUGGAUACACAGGUUUCAUCCCGAGGAGUCAGAACUACUUUUCCCGCAGCUUCUCUGACGUCUGUUUUAAAGCUCAGGCCGAGUUUCACCAGGAAAGAGAAGCGAGGAACCUAGAGCGGUCAACAGAGCUGCCGCUUGUUUUCACCUCCACCAACCGACAGUUUGAAAGACCAAAACGCUCCCUGACAGCCAACAAGGUGGUCUCCUUCAAGCCGUCCUACACCCCCGUCACCAUUUCACCGUAUUCAAUGGACGAUGAUAACCAGCACAAGCACUUUAUUUCAGGUUUUACAGGGCACGUGCCAAAGUCCCGUUUCUUGAUGGGUAAAGGUUACCCCAUCAUCACCAAAGAGGCACUGAUCAAGUUUGGAAAGGAGCAGCGCAGUGACUCCACGUCCCCGGAGACCCUGAGGAAGGACAGUACAACUCCUCCCAUCCAAACCAUCUACCAAUCAAAAAGCGGUGUGGUGCCAUCAUUCACGGGACACAUCCCAGGAAACAAGUUCAUGUUCGGACACACAUUUGGUCAGAUUUCCCGGGAAGCGCUGGAAAGGUUCCGCAUCGAGAGGCUCCUUCGAGAAAAGUCCUAAAACUGUCAAACACUUACUUCUAAUGAUCAUAACUGACGUGAUGGAAAUCUAAGAAUUCACAUUUACACAAGAGCAUCUCAAGGCCCCAGGCAAAAGGGACCUGUGGGGCCCUACAUCAAACCAAACCAGGCCUAACAAGAAACACUUUAUACAUGACAGACAUUCUCGUCAUCAACCAAACCUACAUUCAAACACAAAUAAACUGCAUACAAGAAGAAGACAGGUAAAUAUAUUAGGUCUUUAUUAACAGAGUUUGAUUGUCACUGGGCAUUAGAGGAAGCAUUCAGAGGCUGAGGAGAAAAUACUGUGGUUUAAUAUCACAGACUUCACAUUACUCAAUACAGGGAACAUAUUUUGUUACUUCUUAUCCAACUAUCAGUCUAUCAAAAUAUAGCUUACACACAUUUAGGUACCUGAAACAGCCGGACAAAGGCUUACAGUUGUGUAACUGAACAAACCUCACAUGAACACACUCAUUAUAACAAACUAUUGCACACACUUGCAAUUCUAGUGCCAGAAAUGUUUCCAGAAGCUCAUUCUACGGCUAUAAAUACAUUUACAAGAGAAAAAGAAAACAGAAACCAAGAAACACCUAUAGCAGCCGACUGCAUGUUUUUCCACUCUUGCACCUAAGGUAAAUCCAUGCUUGGAAAUUUGCUAAAAAAAACAAGUUGAUAAAAAUCACUGACAUUACAAGAGGUUGGCGUGUGGCACAUUUACCACUUUAACAGUGUAUUGCUUUCUUUCUUUGUUUUUAGACGAUCAAUAAGAGGAAGGAUAGAGACUGACAGUGUAAUAUGGGAAAUUGAUGAUUUUGUACCACGUUAAUGUUUAACAGUCUACUUUGGGUCAUUAUUCACAUUUUAUGAUUGAUUUUUGCCCUAAAGGAAAACAGAUUAGAGUAACAGAUGUGACUACUUACAGUUCUUCCAGGUGCAAACUGAGGCUUUGGCUCUCGUUCAUCAGGAGGUUGAAACUUUUGUUACUACAGUAAAUAUGCCUUCACCCAUAGGGGGCGUAGUCUUCAGUAGUCCUUGGUCUUGUUUAUCUGUGCUGCUACUAUUUUCAUUGACUUUAUGGAUUGAGCCAACAGUCCAAGCUGCGAUCUGUCCAAAUGGAGCCAAUGGGAUGGUCGCCUGAAAUCAAUCACACGGAAACGUCAUGAAAACAUUGUCAAAC
This is a messenger RNA of Pleuronectes platessa (European plaice), 2211 nucleotides long. It is a transcript of the gene cimip2b, whose product is annotated as family with sequence similarity 166 member B. The coding region runs from base 184 to 1032 and encodes 282 amino acids. The transcript is spliced from 7 exons. The record is from RefSeq and is a predicted model, not a curated record. Lineage: Eukaryota; Metazoa; Chordata; Actinopteri; Pleuronectiformes; Pleuronectidae.